AUGACCGCGACCCCCACGCCCUUCAAGAUCCAGGUGUCCGACGAGAAGCUCGGCUGGAUCAACGAGCGCGUGCGCACAGCGAACAUCAUCCCCGACGUCGAGCACGCCGAGGGCAAGGAAUGGGAGGACGGCGUGCCGUCGUCCGUCGCGAACGAGUACGCCGAGUUCUGGCGCAAUGGCUACGACUGGCGCGCGGAGGAGGCGCGCAUCAACGCGACGUUCGACAUGUUCACCGUGCCGAUCGAAGAAGGCGGGGAGACUAUCGAGCUGCACUUUGUGCACAACCGGAGCAAGCACGCGAGCGCGGUACCGCUCCUGUUUGCUCACGGAUGGCCGGGGAACUUCAUGGAGGCGAGCUCGAUAGAGUUAGACGAGAAGCGAAAGAACUUGCUGAAGUUGACUGAGCCGGAGGGGGACUUUCCCGGAUUCCACAUCGUCGCGCCCAGUAUCCCAGGCUUCACAUUCUCUUCAUCGCCUAAGGCGAGCAUUUGCACUCAGUCACAAUCCUUCUCUCUGGGCAGCGUUGCCUCGAUUUACCACAAGCUCAUGAAGAUCUUGGGCUAUGAGCACUACCUCUUGCAAGGAGGUGACUGGGGUUCCCUCAUCACUCGUAUCAUGGCCAUCCAGCACCCUGAAGCCUGCGUCGGCAUCCACCUCAACUUCCUCGUCGCCGGCCUGCCCUCGCCGCUCUCUGAGCCCAUCACGACCAUCCGCUUUGCCACCGGCUACUUCGCUAACACCCUCCGCCUCGAGCUUGGCAAGAAGUGGCUCAUGGGAAGCGAGUCCGGCUUCUCGAAGAUCCAAGCGACCAAGCCCCAGACCAUCUCCUACGCCCUCCUCGACUCCCCCAUCGGCAUGCUCGCCUGGAUCCUCGACAAGCUCCGCGCGCUCUCCACGCCCGGCUACGAAUGGGACAAGACCCAGGUCAUUACCUGGACCAUCACCUACCUCCUCUCCGACAGCUCCGGCCACGCGCGCAUCUACAAGUACGCGCGCCGCAACAUGGAGAAGGAGGUCCUCGGCAAGCUCAUCCCCGCCGAGGUCGCCUUCGGCGCCAGCGCGUUCCCCCACGACCCGGCCUACGCGCCGCAGUGGCUCGUGAACGCGCGGAUAGCGAAGAACAUCGUAUUCUACAAUGACUCGCAUAAGGUCGGUGGUCACUUCCCGAGCGUGGAACUGCCCGACGUGUUCAUUGCCGACUUGAAAAAGUUCGUUGGCAAGGUAAAAGCCUCGAGCCGUUGGGGACAGCUUGAUAGUAAAUAA
Messenger RNA from Schizophyllum commune H4-8, 1263 nucleotides. Its product is annotated as alpha/beta-hydrolase. The coding region runs from base 1 to 1263 and encodes 420 amino acids. Lineage: Eukaryota; Fungi; Basidiomycota; Agaricomycetes; Agaricales; Schizophyllaceae. The transcript has 6 exons. Gene Ontology annotation, biological process: epoxide metabolic process. Gene Ontology annotation, molecular function: epoxide hydrolase activity. The record is from RefSeq and is a predicted model, not a curated record.